UCACUAUCCGAUAGUUUGACAGCCCUGCCACUGAGAGAGCAUAAUGACGUGGUGAACUCUGUGUGAAAAAAGAACAAUAAAUUGCCGACAAAUCUCCAGUGCAAGAAGGCUCUGCAAAUUGCAAUCUCAAUACCUGACAGGCGAGCUCUACAACAAGAAGGAAGAAGAAGAAGGCGACGACGGACGGUACAGAAUAUGAAUUAGAGAACAAUUAACGAUUGUCUCGCGCUUCGUUUGCCAGUUGGCCUGUUUUGUGUUUUGUUAGCCUCUUUCUGUCAGUCGCUGCCCCUGUCCCCAAAAAGUACCACAAUUUCGAAUCGAUACACGUGUGCAAGGGGAACUGCGACAGCGUCAAAGUCAACAAUAAAAGUCGAGGGACGGAGAUUAAUGAGAGGCUAGCGACAACUAUGAUGAACGAGGACAGCAGCGCUGCCAGCGGCGGUGGCGUUAAGAAAUUCUUUCAGCGCCUCUCACAGACCUAUCAAUCCACCUUAGACCGAAGCACACCGCACACACGGAUGCGUUGGGUGUUUGCCGGCUUCUUGCUCCUGCUCUUCGUGUUACGCAUCUUCAUCUAUCAAGGCUGGUACAUUGUGUGCUAUGCGCUGGGCAUUUACCACCUGAACCUGUUCAUUGCCUUUCUCACGCCCAAGAUCGACCCGGAGUUUGAUCCGUACUCGCAGGACGAUGAGGACGAAGGACCCAAUCUACCCACUCGCAGCAACGAGGAGUUCAGGCCCUUCAUCCGCCGCUUGCCAGAGUUUAAGUUCUGGCUUUCGGUAGCAAAGAGCACGCUUAUAGGGCUGAUUUGCACGUUCUUCGACUUCUUCAAUGUGCCGGUGUUCUGGCCCAUCCUGGUCAUGUACUUCAUUACACUGUUCUGCAUAACGAUGAAGCGCCAGAUCAAGCACAUGAUAAAGUACAAGUACUUGCCGUUUACGCGUAACAAGCCACGCUACCAGCGAGUGAACGACCUGGCGGGAGCCGGACCCGGCUCCGUGGCGGGCAACGCGAAGUGACAAUUAGCCGCACAGACGCCGGACACACGGGCGGCGGCCACUGGAACGGGUGAUCCCUCGAUUGCCUCUUCUACAGCUACAUUGCCACCAUCAACAACCAGCGACAACGCAGCGACCAAGGAUGUGGGGUCGCCAACAGCAUCGUCCAUCAAACCACCGCAGAUCAUUGCCAUUGAGGACUACUAGAGAAAGCUACUGAAAACAGCCCGGAAUGGGAUCCAGAAGUAUAACAUCAACCAGAACCAAGCAUACAAUAUAAUUUUCCUUUUCGGUUUGUGUAGCAUUUUUCGUUUCACUGUUGAGUUGUCGCACGGCGUCUUGUGCAAAAUACCUUGUUUAUUGUUUAAUCUAAAUGCUUGUUUAAAUUUAUAUUUAUUUACAAUGCUUUUAUCUAUUGUAAAUCCCCUACAAUACCGAAACAACAGAUCAGCACUAAUUUAAUUUUUUCAUCCUAAUCCUAACGCUAAUUUAAUGAUUCGUUUAUCCAAAAAGUAGACUUACUGUAUUUGAAAAAAAUAUUUUUGAUUAUCAUGCUUAGAUGCUAUAACAAUAUAUGCCUAAAUAUAUAUACAAACAUAUAUAUUUUGCAUUAUGAUUAUACAACUUUUGUUAGCGUUAACUAUAAAAAAUGUUAGAAAGACGGAAUGAAAAUUGAAACUAUAGGAAGUGUACACUGGGUGCGUCUUAUGAAUAAAGGAAGACAAAAGAAAACCAAAA
Drosophila eugracilis is the source of this 1736-nucleotide messenger RNA. RefSeq names its product protein RER1. Gene Ontology annotation, cellular component: Golgi membrane. Lineage: Eukaryota; Metazoa; Arthropoda; Insecta; Diptera; Drosophilidae. The record is from RefSeq and is a predicted model, not a curated record. The coding region runs from base 408 to 1019 and encodes 203 amino acids. Gene Ontology annotation, biological process: protein retention in ER lumen; retrograde vesicle-mediated transport, Golgi to endoplasmic reticulum. The transcript has 3 exons.